Molecule: messenger RNA, 3544 nt
Organism: Alosa alosa (allis shad)
Lineage: Eukaryota; Metazoa; Chordata; Actinopteri; Clupeiformes; Clupeidae
Gene: zeb1a
Product: zinc finger E-box binding homeobox 1a
Exons: 11
Coding region: 116-3544 (1142 amino acids)
Biological process (GO): regulation of transcription by RNA polymerase II; anatomical structure development
Molecular function (GO): DNA-binding transcription factor activity, RNA polymerase II-specific; RNA polymerase II cis-regulatory region sequence-specific DNA binding
Source: RefSeq, a predicted model, not a curated record
UGAAGGGGAGGGCGGUUGGAGAGGGGUGACGAGUGGAGGAAGGGGGUAGCGAGAGAGAGAGCGGCCGAGUGAGUCGCCACCAUGCAGGCAGAGAAUCGCACUAAACGCGGGUAGCAUGGCGGAGGGACCCAGGUGCAAACGGCGAAAGCAAGCGAAUCCGCGGCGGAACGGUGUGAGUAACUUGAGUAAUGCAGAGACUGGCUCAGACUCGGAUGAUGAGGACCGGCUCCAUAUUGCGGAGGAUGACGCCCUGUCCAGCAUCCCUCCAUCUCCUGGGGGCACCAAUGGCACCGCCAACGGCCUAGUCACCGUGAAACAGGAGUGCUGCUCUGGAGAAGAUGACGGAGAGGGGGAGGAGCUAAUCCAAAGAGGAGAGACACCCAGCAAUGACGAGAAUGGAUCUCCAGACUCGUUCUCCCAGCUGCUCACAUGCCCAUACUGUUCCCGUGGUUACAAGCGUCACACCUCGCUGAAGGAGCAUGUGAAACUCCGUCACGAGAAGAACGAUGAUAACUACAGCUGCACACAAUGUUCCUACACCUUCAGUCAGAAAGCACAGCUUGAACGUCAUAUGAGUGCUCACAAACACGGCAGAGACCAGCGUGUGUUAAGCCAGUCAGGUGGAAGCAGGAAGUUUAAGUGUUCCGAGUGUUCCAAGGCCUUUAAGUACAAGCAUCACCUCAAGGAGCAUCUACGCAUCCACAGCGGAGAAAAGCCCUAUGAGUGCUCUAACUGUAAGAAGCGCUUCUCCCACUCUGGCUCUUACUCCUCCCACAUCAGCAGUAAGAAAUGCGUCCCGCCCUCCGUAACCCCCACCAACGGCCUCCAACGGCCAAUAGGAGCUGCCAAACCCAACCAGACCACACCCCCUAAACCCCAGCCCCCGCCCCCAACCCGUCUGCUUCUCAGGGAGAAGGUAGAGGUGGGACCGACGCAGGAACAGCGGCCAAUCAAACAGCUCAAAACAGAACCAGCCGAGGUGGAGAGCAAACCCGUUGUCACGGUGACGGGGGGCGUGGCCCCUCCCCCUUCUCAACAGGGCGUGGUCCAGACUUUGGUCCUGCCCACCAUGGGACUGGUUCAGCCAAUCAGCAUCAACCUGAGCGACCUGCAGAGCGCGCUGAAGCUGGCGGUGGACAGAGGGGGCGCCGUGGUGAGGCAGGUGCUCGCGGGCGGCGCCGCUAAUGGCAUGGGCGCCACAAAGGUCAUAGGUCAGGGGCCUGGGGGGCCGCGCACACAGACGCUUCUGGUGCAGAACCCCCAGAAUCCUCAGCUGCUGUCGGCCAUCUCACUGCCCAUGUUGGAGCAUGACGGCACCACCAAGAUCAUCAUCAACUACGGCGCCACUCACGCCAGCAUGGCACCGGCCCCAGCGCAGACGGGCACAGCCCAAACUGCUCAGACUGGCACGGGUCAAACAAGCUCUGGAGCACCGGGUCAGACUUUAGUUCAAACUGGUCCAGUGCAAACCAGCACGGGCCAAACUGGUCCAGUUAAGACUGGCACAAGUCAAGUGGGCACAGGUCCGACUGUGCCCGCUAAGCCGAGCCCAACUCCAGUCAGUGCCAGCGUGCCCAGUGCUGCCCCGUCGGGCCCUGCCCAGUCUGGUGCGGCAAAACCCGGCUCUGUGACGGUGGUUCCACUGAGCCAGUCCAGCGCCACCGGAACCCAGGCCCAGGCCCAGGCGGCACCGCUCCAGAUCCGGCCCUCUCAGUCGGGCCUGGUGCAGCUCAGCCUGGUCCAAACCAGCCCAGGACAAGGCCCUGUGGUCCGACCCACCUUGGCCCAGCUAGCUCCAGCGCUGACCGGUCCAGCAAAGCUGCUCUUGGCCCAGACGACGGGGACCAGAACCGCUACCAGGCUGGUGCGGAUCAUUCCAGCUCUGGUUCCAGCUCCGCAAGGACCCCUCCAGAACGCCGCCAAGCCCAAACCCCCAGAACCAGAACCGCAGGGGGACAGCACCGCCUCGGAACCGCAGAACAACAACACCACUGAACCGCAGAACCCAGCGCUGGUGGUGCAGGUCAAAGUGGAACCGGGGGAGCCUGAGGGCGACGAGCCGGCAGACGGACCGAAGCAAGCAGAGGAGGCGGAGGAGGAAGAGGAGGAGGAGGGGACCUCGGCACAGUGCCCUCUGUGUGAUGACGGCUUCCCCGACCCGCUGCGUGAGCUCCAGAGCUGUCUCCGUGACGACGGCCCGGCGGGGUCAGGGGGCGUGUCUCUGCGGAGUCUCCUGGCUCUCCUGAAGGCGUACAGCGCGGCGAGCAGCCCCAGCGAAGAGCAGCUGAGUGGGGCCGCCAGCGAGGCCCGGCUGCCCCUCCCCGUGGUGCGCCGCUGGUUCUCCCGCAUGAGGACCGCCGGGCAGGACACACACACACACGCCCACACACACACGCGCUCGCGCUCACGCACACGCACUCAAUACACCACACACACCGACUCCACACGUGAGAAACACACUGCAAACACACCCACGAUGCUCACCAGCGCCCCCACAGCAGACCCACAGCAGGCGAUAUCCCUGGCCAGCCCCAGUCAGGACCCCCCUCCAUGCUCGGAACCCCAGGACUGUGGGCCUACUCUUAGCUCCAGCCCCGGCCUGAGCGCCACGCGUGCCCCCCUGCCCUCGCCAGCCGCGCCCGCAUCUCCGCUGGACCUGUCGGCCGCAGGGCUGCUCAUCGUCAAGACGGAGCUGGACUCGGAAGGCGAGAGCCAGGCCGAGCCGCUGGACCUUUCCCUGCCGCGCUCCGCGCUCCUCCAGGCUAAUGCUAACGCUAAUGCUAGUGCUAGCAUGCAGCAGGAGCCGCUCAACCUUAGCCGCAUCAAGAAGGAAGAGGAGCCUGCCACAGUGCUGUCACCCAGCAACCACGACAACAACAACAAUAACCGUGUUACAACUCUUGCUGUGGCGACGACCGCUGCUGCCCCGGUCGCCACAACAACAACAACCAUCUACUUGAGUCCACAGACGGUGGCACCGCUCAAUAUCGCCUUGGCAACGCGGCUGGUGGCCAUCGCCGAACCUAGGGCCGUCCCAUGCCUACCGUCUGGUGUUGUCACGGCGGCAGCCAAUCAGAAGCGCACCAUUCUCAUCCCUCAGUUGACGUACACCUACACACCCAGCAACACGCAUAACACCGUCAUCCUUAACGGAGACCAGGAAGACAGAGCAGACUCUGCCUCUGGUGUGUCAGUAGGGGAGGAGCCAAAUGACACAGACUCCACCCCUUCCCCCAAAAAGAGGCGUGUCCAGGCUGGGCAGUACGCAUGUGAUCUGUGCGACAAGAUCUUUCAGAAGAGCAGUUCACUCCUGAGGCACAAAUAUGAACACACAGUCAGAUGGGUAGCUAGCUCCAAGGUGACGUGGAGGUUGAAACCUGCGUUCGUUCUACUCAGAAAGGCCUUCAAACACAAGCACCACCUGCAUUUCGAGCACUCGCUGCUCUGGUGGAAAGCCCCUGGGGAGAAGCACGACUCACGGCAGCUCGCCCACUCCCUCCUACUCCCAGCACAUGGGCCACCCCUUCUCUCACCUCCUCGCUGA